Exserohilum turcica Et28A is the source of this 1499-nucleotide messenger RNA. RefSeq lists its product as uncharacterized. Gene Ontology annotation, biological process: protein folding. The coding region runs from base 228 to 1223 and encodes 331 amino acids. The record is from RefSeq and is a predicted model, not a curated record. NCBI's taxonomy places the organism in Eukaryota, Fungi, Ascomycota, Dothideomycetes, Pleosporales, Pleosporaceae. Gene Ontology annotation, cellular component: endoplasmic reticulum membrane. The transcript is spliced from 3 exons.
CAGCAGCUUCUUGCGUCGCUGUUUACUGCGGACCUUCACUCGUUAAGCGUCUGCACCUCCAUUCGCUAUCGAUACACCCGCUCUGCACCGCCGCGCCCUCCACGAACCUCCACGCCGCUCCGCCCCCCUGAGCUCCAGUCCGCCGCCCCCCGAGCGACGCCAGCCAUCGCCGCCUGCUGCCGCCAGCCGCCGCCAGCCUUGGUCAGCUUCCUCCGAGCGCAGCGACAAUGGGCUUCGGCGACUUUCAGUCCAUCUGCGAAAAGGCAUCAAUACCCGUGUGCGCCGUCGUGGGCCACCAGGCUAUCAACAAUGGCGUGGGCAUCCAGACGCGGUGCUUUGCCCGCACGAUUGAAAUCGCAAACACGCUCAUUUUCGAGGUGGCCAACGACUUCAUGCACAUCCUGGCUCUGGUCAUGACGGUCGUCAUGAUCAUCCAUGUGCGCUCCAAGUUCACGGCUGUCGGGCGCAAGGAAAUCACAACCUUCUUCUACAUCUACAUGCUCCUCACCAUCGUCUCGUUCGUCCUCGAUGCCGGCGUCACGGCGCCCAGCUCCGCGACCUACCCAUACUUCGUCGCCGCCCAGAACGGCCUCGUGUCCGCGCUGUGCACAUGUCUGCUCAUCAACGGCUUCGUCGGCUUCCAGCUCUACGAAGACGGCACCACACUUUCGGUCUGGCUGAUGCGCCUCAGCUCGCUCACCAUGUUCAUCGUUGGCGGCGCGGUCAACCUGCUGACGUUCAAGGGCUGGGCCGGCUUGAGUCCUGGCAACCCCAUCGGCGUCUUCGUCGUUACGUACAUUGUCAACGCCAUCUGCCUCUUCAUCUACGUUGUCAGCCAGAUCAUUCUCGUUGUCGGAACAUUGGAGGACCGCUGGCCUCUGGGCGACAUCUUGUUCGGCAUCUUCUUCUUCGUCAUUGGCCAGGUCAUCCUAUACGUCUUCAGCGACACCAUUUGUGAUGGCGUGCAGCACUACCUGGAUGGCCUUUUCUUUGCGACCAUCUGCAACCUGCUCGCCGUCAUGAUGGUUUACAAGUACUGGGACUCCAUCACACGCGAAGAUCUCGAAUUUUCUGUCGGCGUCAAGCAGCACAACUGGGAACUCAAGGAGGCAUACCCGGAAGAUGACAAGCGCGGUACUAUAUACCAAGACUCCGACUAUACCCCAUCGCUCUACCAACAGCCUUACGGGCGCAACUCGCAUUACUCUGUUGUUGGUCAUUGAGCUUGCUGCAUGACUAUGACCCUUUACCCUCGGAUGACGUAUGUUUUGCAUUAUGUUUAUUUUUAACGGCAUGAUAGCAUGGCGCGGAGGGCGCGCCGUACAAAUGCUUCGACAAAAAGCUCGCAUGCACCGUGGCAGAACCACGGUACGUGCGCGUGACGCUGUCACAGCAUGGGAGGAUUGCUGGUCUGGAUAGCAUUGACGACAUGCCACUUACCCAAAUGGAAUACGACAUAAAUAGCGCUGUAGAUAGUAAUAUGAAUACCAAAGUUAGUC